AUGAUCGAGGACGACAUCUACCGCUCCUCGACACAGUAUCGGUACUGGUCCUACACCAGCGAGGCGCUGGCCUCUCUACGACAAAGUACGAACGAGCUUGCUUCGGAACGUGUACGGGCUGCAUUUGGCCGGAUUCGAGACGCCAAAAAGGUUCAGAAUGCGCAGCAGCCGGAGCACAAGUCGGGAGAAGGGGGUGAAGGAAGGCAAGACCCAGCAAAAGAUGUCGAAACGUUGACUGUAGAAGAAGAGCUCCGGGUGGUGCAUUGGGGGUGCAGCAAGAUCAUUGAGACUGGCAAAGUCACGACUCCACCAAUUCCCAUGGAGAUCAGAGCUACAGCUAUUCAAUUCUUGCGACGAUUCUACCUCACUAACUCUCCCAUGACUUACCAUCCGAAGCAAAUCCUGACUUGUGCUCUAUUCCUCGCUACCAAAACUGAUCAUUGGCACAUUCCACUUUCGACAUUUGUGGACAAGAUCCCGGGCACAGAAGAGAAGGACGUCCGCGCUCCGGAGUUCCUUCUCAUGCAGGGCUUACGCUUUACGUUAGAUGUCCGGCAUCCCAUGCGAGGGCUGGAAGGAGGUGUCGGCGAGAUUUUAAAGCUAUUCGAAGAGAAGAUGCUGCGACUCGAUGGCCCAGAUCAAAAGGGCAGAGUUGGCAGAGCAGCUGACCGAGCGAGCCAAUUGCUCAGAGUCGCUGCUCAGAUGACUGAUGUGUAUUUCCUUUACACCCCCUCUCAAAUAUGGCUGGCUGCCUUCAUGGCUGCCGAUUCAGAUCUUGCCAAUGCAUACCUGGCAUCCAAGAUGGAUCAUCUAGGCCCGGCAGCAGCAAGUCUUCGUGCGAAGCUGGAAUUGACGAUCAGGUCAUGUGCUGAUAUGCUCUCGAACUACAAGUCAGAAGACGAGGCUAACGAAGUAGAGCAAAAGGAGAUGAAGAAGGAAAUGAAGCGUAUUGGUAGGAAGCUCCAUCUCUGCCAAAAUCCAGAGAAAAUGGACCUUGUUGCUGUGACCAAGCAAAAGGCUGCGGAGAAACGGGAGGGUAGUGAAAGCGACAAAGAAAGAGCUUUGAAGAAGAGAAAGUUGGAAAGAGAGAAAUUGGAGCGAGACGGAGACGUGUUUGGGCCUUCUCUGAAAAACUCAAACGCUUAA
This is a messenger RNA of Endocarpon pusillum Z07020, 1146 nucleotides long. RefSeq lists its product as uncharacterized. The record is from RefSeq and is a predicted model, not a curated record. The transcript has 2 exons. Gene Ontology annotation, cellular component: nucleus; transcription factor TFIIK complex. NCBI's taxonomy places the organism in Eukaryota, Fungi, Ascomycota, Eurotiomycetes, Verrucariales, Verrucariaceae. Gene Ontology annotation, biological process: regulation of cyclin-dependent protein serine/threonine kinase activity; regulation of transcription by RNA polymerase II. Gene Ontology annotation, molecular function: cyclin-dependent protein serine/threonine kinase regulator activity. The coding region runs from base 1 to 1146 and encodes 381 amino acids.